This is a messenger RNA of Coregonus sp. 'balchen', 10845 nucleotides long. Lineage: Eukaryota; Metazoa; Chordata; Actinopteri; Salmoniformes; Salmonidae. The record is from the annotation of a GenBank genome assembly.
AUGUUCCUGUUCCAAAGAUACUUCGGAACCAUACUCUACACUGGUGAGUACUGUAUUCCACUGUACCACACAGUACUCUACAGGGGUCAGUACUAACUCUACUCUACUUCACCUUACGCUAUACACUGUUGAGUCUCUCUCUAGUCAACUAGUCAACAAUGGUAUUUAGCCUUGUUUUCCACAUCAAGGCGACGGCAUGCUUGAGUAGCCCAACAUUUCUCCCCCUCACACACAAGCCUUGGUAGCUUGCCAUGAUCGUAUAAUGGUUAGUACUGCUCAUGGCAUUGCGAUUCACGGCAUAAAGGCACUUUUUGAAUGAGUUAAUCUGAGACUCAGCCAUAUGAGAAAUGGAACACUAGUCACUUUAAUAAUGUUUACAUAUCUUGCACUACUCAUCUCAUAUGUAUAUACUGUAUUCUAUUCUAUAAUAUUCUACUGUACCUUAGUCCAUGCCGCUCUGUCAUUGCUUGUCCAUAUAUGUAUAUAUUCUUAAAUUCCAUUCCUUACUAGAUUUGUGCGUAUUGGGUAUAUGUGGUGAGAUUGAUAGAUAUUACUUGUUAGAUAUUACUGCACUGUCGGAGCUAGAAGCACAAGCAUUUCGCUACACCCGCAAUAACAUCUGUUAAACACGUGUAUGUGACAAAUAACAAAUGUUAUUUUAUUUUAUUUGCUAUGAUGUUGUCAUGAGCAGCUCUGCAGAUGAGCACAAUGAAAGACUAUCACAGAAUAUCAGCCCAUGCAUACAUUACCAGUCAAAAAUUUGGACACACCUACUCAUUCAAGGGUUUUUCUUGAUUUUUUACUAUUUUCAACAUUGUAGACUAAUAGUGAAGACAUCAAAACUAUGAAAUAACACAUAUGGAAUCAUGUAGUAACCAAAAAGGUGUUAAACAAAUUAAAAUAUAUUUGAGAUUCUUCAAAGUAGUCACCCUUUGCCUUGAUGACAGCUUUGCACACUCUUGGCAUUCUCUCAACCAGCUUCACCUGGAAUGCUUUUCCAACAGUUGAAGGAGUUCCCACAUAUACUGAGCACUUGAUGGCUGCUUUUCCUUGACUCUGCGGUCCAACUCAUCCCAAACCAUCUCAAUUGGGUUGAGGUCGGGUGAUUGUGGAGGCCAGGUCAUCUGAUGCAGCACUCCAUCACUCUCCUUCUUGGUAAAAUAGCCCUUACACAGCCUUGAGGUGUGUUGGGUCAUUGUCCUGUUGAAAAACAAAUGAUAGUCCCACUAAACCCAAACCAGAUGGGAUGGCGUAUCGCUGCAGAAUGCUGUGGUAGCCAUGCUGGUUAAAUGUGCAUUGAAUUCUAAAUAAAUCACAGACAGUGUCACCAGCAAAGCACCUACACACACCUCCUCCUAUAUGUCACCAGCAAAGCACCUACACACCAUCACACCUCCUCCUAUAUGCUUCACGGUGGGAACCACACAUGCAGAGAUAAUCCGUUCACCUACUCUGCGUCUCACAAAGACACGGCGGUUGGAAACAAAAAUCUCUAGCUUUAAAAUGUAGCUAACGAAACUGAAUGUAGAGUAUUGUAUCACUUGAGUACCCUUGGUAUCAAUCUAUGCUUAAUUAUUGUUAUAAUGACAGAUGUGUAGUAAUUAUUUUUUACCUGUGUACUGUAGGCACCCUUACUACAGUCUCUGCUUAGUUCACCCUACUCAUUCAAAAAGAGCCCUUUUGCCGUGACAUUGUGAAUCGCAAUGCCGUGACCCGGAUUCGAACCGGGGUUGUUGCGGCCACAACGCAGAGUACUAACCACUAUACGAUCACGGCGAGCUACCAGGGCUUGUGUAUGUUAAGGAGAAAUCGGAGAAAUCGAUCUGCUCAAGCAAGCCUUCACUGUGGCUGUGGUGGCUAAAAGUCUAACGUUACACUUUGAUGCUAGUUAGAUUACAGUUAGGGCUUGUGUAUCUGUGGGAGAUAUUGGGUAAUUUAAGCAUGCAUUGACGUGGACAGGCAGAGCUGACUUUUUGGCUUUCCACCCAAGGGGUCUCCCACAAGCCCUGGUAACUCGCAAUAAUCGUAAAGUGGUUAUUACUCUGCGUUGUGACCGCAGAAAUCCGGGUCACGGCAUUGUGAUACACAAUGUCACGGCAAAAGGGCUCCUUUUGAAUUACUCAAAGUACUAACUGUGUAAUCUAAAAUAUAAACGCAACAUGUAAAGUGUUGGUCCCAUCCCAUGUUUCAUGAGCUGAAAUAAAAAAUCCCGGUCUACAGUCUAUGACUUAGGUGGCUGGAGUCUUUGACAAUUUUUAGGGCCUUCCUCUGACACUGCCUGGUAUAGAGGUCCUGGAUGGCAGGGAGCUCGGCCCCAGUGAUGUAUUGGGCCGUACGCACUACCCUCUGUAGCGCCUUGCGGUCUGAUGCCAAGCAGUUGCCAAACCAAGCGCUGAUGCAGCCAGUCAAGAUGCUCUAAAUGGUGCAGCUGUAUAACUUUUUGAGGAUCUGAGGUCCCAUGCCAAAUCCUUUCAGUCUCCUGAGGGGAAAUAGGCAUUGUUGAGCCCUCUUCACGAAUGUCUUGGUGUGUUUGGACCAUGAAAGGUUCUUAGUGAUGUGGAUACCAAGGAACUUGAAGCUCUCAACCCGCUCCAAUAGUCCUCAUGUUGAGGGAAAGGUUGUUAUUCUGGCAACACGCUGCCAGUUCUCUGACCUUCCUGUAGGCUGUAAAGUAUGCAUAUUAGAAAUGUUUUUCACAUACAAACGGUAUAUGUCCGUACUAAGAAUCAUAUAGGCUUCCCAAAAAAUUACAUGCUCACUGUGGUAGAAAGUUUAAUUUUGAUUGGCGAUGUUGUGCAUUUAUCAAAAUUCCAUCAGGGAGCCUGAUUUCAGAUGUCAUGCAAACUGGAUUAUUAGGGAAAUCGUUCUUCUUGCAAAGCAUGUAAACGUUUAAAUCAAACUAUUAUAUUAAUCUGACAAUUCACAAGAAUCAUAUUAUUGUGUGCGUACUCCGUGCCGGCCGUGUUCCUAUUGGUCAGUCGUCGGGAGCGGCUUGUAAAACACGCCACAUUACACGAUAAAGACAAAACAUGUCUGACACUGCCAGAACUUUGCCUACGACCGCACGUCGCGGUACUUAAUCAGCAGACCUAGACCCUGUCACACUGAACGAGCCAAGACGUCCGACGAUCGUUUAAGACCUAAGAAUUUGCCCACGACUUGGACAUUUAGUCUGUGCCGGCCUUCACUAUAAGCUAACUAACUGGAUAACUACACAACUCUGGCAUUUGACAAAGUCGUCCAGCUCAUGGUAGGUAAAUGAGUUAGAUUCAUCUGCUAGUCCAGAGGUUCUUAAACUUUUUCGGCUCGAGACCCAAAUGAGAAAUGUACUGACCGAACUUUUUGGGUUCUGUUUUGAUUCAAAAUAUGUGUGGCUUUUCACACACACAAUAGACAAUAUAACUAUGGGCAUUGCGAUUUAGUUGGUUAAAGCGCCUGUCUAGGAAAUAGGAGAUCCCGAGUUCAAAUCUCAGCAGUGUCUUUAAAAAAAUGUCAUUCUACCGAGUCGCGACAUUGCGAUAUACAAUGUCACGGCAAAAGUGAGCCUUUUGACUGAGUUAUCUAACUACUGGUAACUGAAGCUAACAAUCAAACGUUGACAUUUAGCCAGUGUGUCCCCCUAUGGCUUGUCCAAUAUAUCCUACCAAUGAUCAAGCCCUGGCAGUUGCCAUGAUCGCAUAGUGCAGCGAUUCUCAAUGGGUGGGUCGCAACACAAAUUUGUGCCGCGUGCCGUUUAAACCAUUUUACAUUGAAAGUCAACAGUGUAUUUUUUUAUAUAUUUUUUGCAACUGCAGUUAUCCUUCACAUAAAAUAAAUUUGUGCUACAUAUGCAGCAGAAAAUAGCUUCAUUUUCAUCAGAUGACAAUAGAAGUGCAACGCUAUUUAUAGCAGCCACACAAGUAAAUGAGCUUACAAUGAACAAUGACUUUUUUUUUUUUUUUUUACUGCAUGGCCAUCAUAUUUCUAAUGUGUAUCAUAUAAAUAAUGUAGCCAGCUACAUUUCCAAAUGUUUUGCUUAAAGUUAAUCUUGCAUUUUACUGGAGAAAAGUAGGCUACCUCGAGAAAAGUACAGGAGACAAAUAGCUCCACCUCAGUCAGAGAGCUGUCUGCCGAUAGAACCCCCUUUCCUGAAUUGUCAUCGGAGUGGAGAAGUGCAACUGAAGCACAACAUUAGUCUGAUGCCGAGCGGAAAUUACAAUAAGAAGCAUUUUAGAUCUGCGUUUACAAAAUGCAGCAAGAUAUUUCUUACGCGUUUUAUCUUAAUUGUAAUUCUUUUUUUUUGUGAAAAACGUUAAUGCGACCCUUGCGUUUAGGCUACUAUCCAGAUGGCGUUUUUGGCGACAACAACAACAAAAAAUGUCAUGGGAAUGUUGGAUCGUGAAUGAGACAACCUGGUGCAAUUUGGGUCCCAAGACAAUACCAGUUGAGGAAACACCGAUGUAAUGGUUAGGUCUCUGCGUUGUGGCAGCAGCAACCCCGGUUCGAAUCCAGGUCUUGAUAUGAGAUACUCAAUGUCAAGGCAAAGGGGCUCUUUUUGAAAGAGUUAAAAUUAGUAGUAGCUAACUAAUACACUAUCUAACUGUCUGUGUAGUGUGUUUUACGAAUGUAUAAAGUGUUAAAAAAUAUAUUUAAUCGGUUAAGCAGCAGUGUCUAUUUGUUAGAAAACAAAUGUACUUGCAGUAUAGAGAUACAGUAUAGAUUACAUUAUUUAGCAGACACUCUUAUCCAGAGCGACUUACAGGAGCAAUUAGGGUUAAGUGCCUUGCUCAAGGGCACAUCGACAGAUUUUUCACCUAGUUGGCUCAGGGAUUAGAACCAGCGACCUUUCGGUUACUGGCACAACGCUCUUACCCACUAAGCUACCUGGGUUCUAAUUCUAUUUCUAUGUAUUAUGUAUCCUCUAGGUCUGUACACUCUGGGUAAGGAGUCUCUACUAGUCCAGCUAGCCAUAGAGUUUAAGACCUGGGUUGAAGUGUCCAUGGAAAGGCUAGAGACCGUCGAGAGACUAGAGACGCUCAGAGCCCUGGAGCAACCAGAUGUCUUCACCACUGAGCCAGGAGCGGGCCGCCGGAUCAGGACCGUGGACCAGUCAGAGAUUCCACUUCACCAACCAAACAACUCCUCUGGGGUCUGAGUACUUUCCGAAUGCACUGUAUUACACGACUGCUCCUGUAGGCACAACUCUCUCACAGACCUUCUUACAGGCUUGCUCCGGCCAAACGCUACGCCACAGACAUUAGUUUCUUCUCUGCAAUGAGUCUGGAUCUGAGUACCUUCCCAACCCUUGUGAAUACAUUUGGGGCAGUCUGAUUGGUCCAGACACCGAUGGGUUGGUGAACACGCUUGGGUAAAGCGCCCGGUUUGAAAAUGUGUCAUUGGCUUUGAUACCGAUGACGAAUUUUGGUUAGAGAGGUUCCAAUCGCUGAAUAUUUUGUUUUGUACAAUGCCUCUCUUCACCACAAAUGACUUCAACGACGGCAGUCUCAGACUAAAGUAUGUAGCGAAUGACAGAGCAGAGGAAGAAUUCAGUGUGAGUGGUCAGGCUUGCUGAUGGGCCAUCAAUGGUUGAUGGGCUUCUCAUUGUAUUCAAAACUGGUUAGGUAGGUUUAGGCAUCCAGAGCUUCACACCUAGGCACCCAGAGCUUCACAACUAGGCACCCAGAGCUUCACAACUAGGCACCCAGAGCUUCACACCUAGGCACCCAGAGCUUCACACCUGGGCACCCAGAGCUUCACACCUAGGCACCCAGAGCUUCACACCUAGGCACCCAGAGCUUCACAACUAGGCACCCAGAGCUUCACAACUAGGCACCCAGAGCUUCACACCUAGGCACCCAGAGUUUCACACCUAGGCACCCAGAGCUUCACACCUAGGCACCCAGAGCUUCACACCUAGGCACCCAGAGCUUCACACCUAGGCACCCAGAGCUUCACACCUAGGCACCCAGAGCUUCACACCUAGGCACCCAGAGCUUCACAUCUAGGCACCCAGAGCUUCACACCUGGCCCAAUGGGCCCAAUGAGUAAUUUAGCAGAGGCUCUUAUCCAGAGGGCGACUUACAGUAGUGAGUGCGUACAUUUUUGUACAACGUUUCAAUCAACAAGCAGUUGUCUGGACUCCAGAGAGCCUUGGAUGUGAACAGAAAAUGAACACAGUUGCAGUAUUAUUUAUAAAACUUAGAUGAUAUUGAUUUGCAUAUUUCAUAUCGGUGACCAUUACUGUUACUUACUGAAAUCAGUGUUUAUUUGUCAAAUUCACAGGAUUGUGUACACCGUGCAAUGAAAUGCUGAAAAAGGCACUGCUGAGAUUUGAACUCAGGAUCUCCUGUUUACUAGACAGGCGCUUUAACCAACUAAACCACAGCACCAAUAUAAUAUAGGGGUGAAAGCCUUGUCCGAACCAGAGCAGCCAAUGGGCAAGAGCCUUUCUCCUGUUUGUGUAGCUUGAGGCAGCCUGAUUUUCAAGUACACCCCUUGGACAAGACGCUAGUAGGGAUAAGUUCAACACAUGUUUUUCAGAAUCAAUUAGUUGAUGGUUGUUAUGGCCAAAUCAGUUGAUUAAUCAAAGUUUGUUUUUCUCAACUAAUACAUCUUGAGUUUUCCUGUCAGAAUAUAUUGAGAGGUGCGCGUGCAUACUCAACAAACGCUUACUUCAGUCAAAGUUUAUUUGUCAUAUGCACAGAAUACAGAGUAGUGUACACAGUACACCGAGGGCCCUUUAAAGUCAGUUACCCUGAUUCCGCUGUAUUUUGUUCCCGAAAUCCGUUUUCUCUGUUUUUGGUGGAUUUUCUAGGUUUCCGUUUACUCCAUUUUUUGGGGGGGGGAAGAAAAAAAAAAAACAACUACAUUUAAUAUUCUAAGUCCACACAACAAUGUUUAAACCACAUCAGGGAACCACGGUAACACUUUACAAUAAGGUUCCAUUUGUAAAGAGUUCAUGAAGGGGUUAUAAAUACGUUAUUCAUAAUUAUUUAAUCAUUUGUUAAUGCAUUAUAAACCAUUAAUAACGGUUAUAUCGCAUUGGUCAAAAUAGUGCAAUAACUGGUCAGUUUGCCAAAUAGUGAGCCAAUAUUUACCUCCAGUUAUUAACCAUUUAUAAAUGUACUUACAAAUGCUUAUAAGAUUAACCCUUAUGUAUCAUCAUGCAACCUUCUUUUCAACAGUUGCACAGUUAAAGAAUAGUUAUUUUCUCACUUUUGGGUGUGCUGCAUUGGUGCUCUGUCCCAGGAACAGAAGAGGUUGGUUUUCAUGAUGUGUCUUAAUAAUAAUAAGCCAUUUAGCAGACGCUUUUAUCCAAAGCGACUUACAGUCAUGCGUGCAUACAUUUUUACGUAUGGGUGGACCCGGGGAUCGAACCCACUACCCUGGCGUUACAACCGCCAUGCUCUACCAAUUCAGCUACAGAGGACCGCUGUCUCCACCUUUGAAACCCUGAUGCCCUGGCCAAACUUACAUCCAGGACGUUAUUCAAUCAUCAUUCCUUACAUAUGACCCCUUACCAGAUUUUAUCAACAUACUUACCAUUUCUCUGUGAUAGUCCCAAGUAUGGUGAACGCCCUGGUGUGAAAUGGUAACUGAUACCUCUGGUUGGUGAAACAAAUGUUGAAUGUUUUGGUCUUCAUACCCACCAUUCAUUGACUGAACAUGUUUAACAAAGUGUUGAAUCUUCUCUCUUGUAUGCAGUGAUUAAUCCCAAAUACUGCCUAUAAGUAUGUCUAAGCUCUUGAGUGAACUAUCAAAUCAUCUAUAAAUGAUUUACCCACAUGUAUAACAGCAUCAUGCUGUGGGGAUGUUUUUCAGCGGCAGGGACUGGGAGACAGGAAUCGAGGGAAAGAUGAACGGAGCAAAGUACAGAGAGAUCCUUAAUGAAAACCUGCUCCAGAGUGCUCAGGUCCUCAGACUGGGGCGAAAGGUUCACCUUCCAGCAGGACAACGACCCUGAGCACACAGCCAAGACAAUGCAGGAGUGGCUUUGUGACAAGCCUGGACUUGAACCCAAUCGAACAUCUCUGGAGAGACCUGAAAAUAGCUAUGCAGCGACGCUCCCCAUCCAACCUGACAGGGCUUGAGAAGAUCUGCAGAGAAGAAUGGGAGAAACUCCCCAAAUACAGGUAUGCUAAGCUUGUAGCGUCAUACCCAAGAAGACUCGAGGCUGUAAUCGCUGCCAAAGGUGCUUCAACAAAUUAUUGAGUAAAGGGCCUGAAUACGUCUGUAAAUGUGAAAUGUACGUUUUUUAUUUGUAAUAAAUGUGCAAACAUUUCUAAAAACCUGUUUUUGCUUUGUCAUUAUGGGGUAAUGUGUGUAGAUUGAUAAGGGAUUUUAAUUUUUUUAAUCCAUUUUAGAAUGAGGCUGUAACGUAACAAAAUGUGGAAAAAGUGAAGGGGUCGGAAAUACUUUCUGAAUGCACUGUACAUCUACAACCCUGUACAUGUGACUAUUAAAAUCUAAUCUAACGGCCACACAAAUUGUAGACUAGACAUACGCGCGCCACACAACACACACAGACCGUCAUUCCUGUGCCGUUUCAGAAAAAUACAAAAUCACUGAUGCAUUUUGUUCAUGUCCUAUGAUUAACUUUGGCAAAUUAAUGCAUUUUCUAAUAAGUUCAAUACAUUUAGUUGAUUACCUACUAAGUUCCAAAACAUUUUUGAAUCCCAUGAUCCCUUCCACGUUUAUUUUAUAGAGCCCUAUACAAUGCAAUGCUUCAAAGGCACUGCUGAAACUCAAACUGAGGAUCUCCUGUUUACUAGACAGGCGCUUUAACCAACUAAGCCACAGGACCUGGUAGUGUAGUAAGCCUGAGCCAGAACGGCCCAUAGGGAAGGAGGCCAUCUGUUUCUGUAGCGUGAGGCAGCUUGAUGUACAAUACACCACCUGGAAGUUUUUCAUAAUCAAUUAGGCCUAGCUGAUGGUUGCUAGGGCCGAUUUGAUUAAAGUUUUCCUGAUUUGUUUUAUUUUGGAAGAGGUGUGCUUCUAUACUUGACCAAUUUACAGGAUACAGCACAUUGUAUACAGUACAAUGAAAGGCUUAUAAAGGCCCUGUGGAGAUUCAAACUCAGGAUCUUCUGUUUACUAGACAGGCACUUUUACCAACUAAGCCACAGCGGCAGUAGUUGUAGUAUCUUUCACUGGGGUCAAAAGCCACACUUAUUUUAAAUCAAAACAGAAUUGUGUUGCAUUUACAUUUUUUGUCAUUUAGUGGAUGCUGUUAUCCAGAGCGAUUUACAGUUAGUGCAUUCAUCUUAAAAUAGCUAGGUGAGGCACCCACAUCACAGUUGUAGCAAGUAUAUUUUUCUUCAAUAAAUAAGUAAUUUAACUCAUAUCUCUGUACAGUAAUGGAAAAAUAUCAAUCACAUUUUGGAAUCGAUAUGGAAACUGUUGAUUGACUAAGCGAUUAAAUGGAUUAAAUAAUCUAAAUCCUCCCUCCUACCAUGACCUGGCGGACUGCCAGAGUUGUUCAGUUACACAGUUAGUUAGCUUACACUUAAAGCCAAUUUAUGCUUGAUCCGCGAUUUGUGGUCGGAGGCUUCGUAUGUAGGGUGUUGCGGAGCCUCCGGAGGCAUGCAGAGUCCAAAUCAAAUUGCGUACAUUCUGUAUGGACACAAACUCACUUCCUUCACAAAAGCUAGUAUGAAGUAUGAAAGCCAUGACGUCUGCGGAGGCUGCAUCACAGCUGUACGGCCACUUCAGACGUCGGUUUGACCAUGCAGAGCUUUUUAGACUUGCUGGUUAGAUUACACGGUCAGGAAGUUCCAACUCAUUCAAAGAGAGCCCUUAUGCCUUGAUGUAUUGCAAUGCUGUGAUCUAGAUUCAAACCAGGGUUGCUGUCACCACAAUGCAGAGUACUCACCAUUAUAUGAUCACGGCAAGCAACCAGGGCUUGUGUGCUUGGGGGAGAUAUUGGCCUCUUAACUUGCAUGCUAGUAGUUUGGCUGUCCAAACUAGAUUAGCUAAAUAUAUGGCUUUGUUUGCAUGCUAGUAGUUGGCUGUCCAAGAUAGAUUAGCUAACAUAAAGUUUGAAGUUAGAUUAAACUACCAGGGCUUGUGAAGGGGAUAUAUUGGACCUCUUAAUUCAGCAUACAGAGACGUGGACAAGCAUGCAAAUGAUUCUGACUUGAUAUCCUAUGAGAAACGCUGCGUAGAAGUGUUUUCAUAAAUAUCAAACUCAUCCCUCCUACUGCCAGGAACAGGAGGACUUCAUCUCGGCUCUUUGGCCCACCUCCCUGGUCCCCAUCGUAGGCAGCCCUACCUCUGGCAUCCCCUCCUUCUUCGCCCUGCUGCCUAGGAGAAAACGCCAUGAGGUCCUGGUUCCUGAGUUAGUCCAGCAUUACAUGAAGGGCUGGCCUGAGUUGCAGGUUCAAGUCACGGGUCAGUCUAGCUUUCCAGGCUACAGUAACCUGCCAUGCCAAACCAAUCCAAACCCCUCGACCCAGAGUGGGUGGUGUUUGAGUCCCCUGCCAAGACCCCUCUCAGGGAUCCAGGCCUGGGUCGGUGAUGGAGGAAGCCUGUGAGACUGGGUCCAUGGAGCAGCCUGGUCAGGAGGAGGAGAUGGACACAGAGAUGGUUGCAGAUAGAGACGGAGAGGAGUCAGACUGUAUCCUGAUGGGUCUGAGUAUAGACCCCAGCCCUACCACAGACCCCAGCACUAGCCCCUACCUGACCAGAGACUCCAGAGACCCCAAUUCAAGCCCCAGCCUGACCAGAGACUCCAGAGACCCCAACCCUAGCCCCAGCCCCAGCCUGACCAGAGACCCCAACCUCAGGCCCAGCCUGACCAGAGACUCCAGAGAUCCCAACCCCAGCCCCAACCUGACCAGAGACUCCAGAGACCCAGCCCCAGCCUGA